AUGUCGUCCCCAGACAAGCCCAAAAAGAGGGCAAGGGUAUCCACCGCGAAAGAACUACCUAGCUUGCAUACCGCCCACCGAAUUAAAGAAGCUGGCAAAGAAACUCACCUUCGGGCAGCCAAGACGAGAGCAGCAUACUCGGGACAUGUCCACCGAGCGCGCUUUGAUCCAAAUUUUAAGAACACAUUUGAGUGCAUGCCAAAUAGGUGCUCAGAUAAAGCAUUAGCCCUUUACCUUUCAUGGAGAGGGUUCCAAGAAAAUAGCAGCCAAAGCACCAUUGACAGUGUUCGAGCAGGAUUCAAGAUGUUGUGGGACGAAGCUGAUGGUGCAACGUUCCGCGGGAAGUGGCAUCACAAUGAUGCCCAUCACCGAUGGGAAGGCAACCCGGUCCUGUCGGCAGAAGUUGACGACGUUGUGGCAUCUAUCAGACACAAGGUUAGUUCCGAAGGAGCUGAACGGAAGCACUCAGGUGCCAUGAAGAAGGAAUACAUGGAUAAGAUACUCGCCUGGUCAGAAUCAUUUUGUCCACUUGAUGCCCCACUCCAAUACAUUCUGAAGCUAACGGUCACAUGGCACCUCGAACACCUUGCCUUUAGUGCUGUCGCAUUUAUGCUUUGGACGAGGAACUACGAGCUCCUGAAACUAAAGUGCGGGGAUGUCAAGCUUGACAAGACUGUCAUAGAUGGCAUCGAGCACAAUGCUUACUUCGAGAUCCACCUAAAAAACCGUAAGGGAUGGCAGAGAAAGUUAGAUAAGGGGAUGAGGGAAGCUGACCUACGAAGCAAUCGCUACAAGAUUUAUCCAUGCCCGGAUAUGGGCAAGGCGUGUGACACCCUCCUGCGCCUCGUGUCCUGGAUGAAAUGGGUCGAACUUGUCCAUCUCAGCCGGCCGAUGACUGAAGAGGAUUUCCUUUUCCCCGCAAUUGGCACAAAUGGCGUGCUGCAACCGGGUGAGCCACUUUCCCAUGACACAAUCCAAAAAUGGAUCGACGAGGCAGUGGUGGGGUCCGGAAUUCCCGGAACGUUCACAAUGCAUUGCUACCGUCGUGGUGGAGCGCAAUACCGCUUCAUGUUUGCGCCAGUGGGGCAGCGAUGGACCCUUGCAUGGGUCCGGUGGUGGGGGGGAUGGGCUGAAGGUGAGCAUCGCGACACACUGAUGCGCUACCUCCUCAAUGAGUUGAAUUGCUACGAAAACGACCACAGCGAAGCGCUGCAACCAGUCCCAUGUGAAGGUGAUUGUUCACUCGCAGGCGAAGCUGCACUCGUCCGGCCAGCAUCCACUGAGGCACUCAACAUGGCGCAUGCAUCGAUAACAGCUGACAUGGCAGCGCUACACACAACUGUGAAGGAAGUGAAGGAAACCUCGUGCUCACUUUCAGUAGAUGUAAGGGAGAUCCACCAACAGCUCAGCGACAUGAGCAACCUGGUUGUAAAGGCCCUAACCUUGGCCUCUGCAUAUUCAGCCCCUUCUGGACCUGUGCUGUGCCAGGGCACUACUGGCAGUAACGCUCGAGCGAUGCCAAUAACAGCCUACCAACAUUCACCUGCACAGACCACAACGUCGUUGCCCCCAGUGAUCCAGUCCGCUUCCAUGCCAACAGCGGCCCACCGGCGUUCACUUGCGCAGACCAUGGCUUUGUUGCCCCCAGCAAUCCAGUCCACUUCCAUGCCAGCAGCCCAGCCAUACCUACCUACGCUCAAUUUACAACCGACUCAAACACAGUUCAGGAUGCCGCAAGUUGUCCAACCAUCAGAUCUUUCGCUCUCGAUGUCCCUCCCUUCACAGAUUGGACCCCAGAGGACCAAGGCCCAUGCCUCUACCUCCCUUCUGGGAGUUGUCAUCCCGGAUGUGCCCGUUUUGCGUCCCAAUGGGACACGGACUGCAAAGUCGGACUCUUGGAGGGGCAUAGUACGCCACUGGAUGGAGGGGGAGCCAUGGCUUGACCUGCACAUUCCACUCAAGGACUGGCCUUAUCACUACUACAAUGGGAAGAGUGGCCAUCAAUUCAAUACGAAGUACUCUCAGCGACGUGUCAUUGCAACGGAAUUCCUUGACGAAUUCCAGGGAGAUGAGGAAACCUUCCUCAAGGUCUAUGGAAGUGCCAUUGGUCAAGGACACACAAAACUCCUCAAAGCGAUCUUGGCUGCCCGCAAACAGUAUUGUGGAGCUGGGGAGUGCCAUCGUCGCCUCACAAGUGAAGAAGUCUGCAACAAUUCUUCUUCGGGCAUCAGUGAGCAGCACUGAUGCAUAUCACACCAAGGUCGUCAUUCCACCAUUGCCAUCCUGUUCUUUUUUUCUUCUUUUGUUUUCUUUCUCUUAAUACAUCUAUCACUCACUUGUCGAUACUAUCACCCCAGCAUCACCCGAGCUCGUGAUGUACUACGUCACUAGUCGCAUACUCGUACAUGUGCAGUAGCCUACUUGUCGUAUGUAUGCAACGCACAACACAAACAUCGUUAAUCGCAAGCAUCAUUCGUCCACCCAUCAUAUCCUGAGUGUGCGCGUGCGCACACAAUACCAUUAUGUGUUUGUUCUACCUAACUCACACGUCCAUUCGAGAGUAGUCCUAUACUGCCAUACAUAACUG
Molecule: messenger RNA, 2587 nt
Organism: Pisolithus orientalis
Lineage: Eukaryota; Fungi; Basidiomycota; Agaricomycetes; Boletales; Pisolithaceae
Exons: 11
Coding region: 1-2244 (747 amino acids)
Biological process (GO): DNA integration; DNA recombination
Molecular function (GO): DNA binding
Source: RefSeq, a predicted model, not a curated record